AUGACCGAUAACUCUGGAACUACGACUCCAGUAACCGCCAAAAUGGAGGGCCCCCAACUUCCAGACAACAAACCACAAGCCACUAAAAGCAGAAGAAGUGUACAAAAUAUGAACCCAGUUGCGUUGCAGAAAAAGAGAGAAAACGACCGCAACGCCCAAAGAAAUAUAAGGGAAAAAGCUCGAAACAAUUUAGCAGAGAUGCAAAGAAAGGUCAAAAAUUUAGAAGGACGUCUUUCCCUGGCGGAAAAGGUAAUUCAACGUUCGAAAGCGUUGUUGUUGGAACAUGGCAUUGAUCCAGGACAAGCAUUGUCAGUAGAGAUGGUUGCAUUUGAAGAGCAAAAUUUGGAUUUGCCGCAAGGUAUCUCAACUGGAGGCCUUUUGGAGGGGAUCGAGAUAGAUCGGCCCACAGUGGGUUUUCAAAGCCAGCAAUAUGCUCCAGUCAGCCAACCAAUGUAUCCCACGAUUCCCGCCAACCUUCAUCAACCUAUGGUACAGCCUCAACCAAAUGGACUCGGAUCUAUGCAAUACAUGGGAUCUCCGCAACAUUUUGAAUCUCACACUGGAUCAUCUUCACACGUUGGAUCCCCUCUGUCCUUAGAGAAUUCCCAUCAUACCAUGUCUCAUACUGGAUCUCCUCAAAUCAGCUCAUCCCCACAGUUUCCAGUACCUCAAGGUAUGGGUAAUAUCCCUCGAUCAAUGAGAGCUUUUGAACAAUUGGGACAAUCUCACCCGAUGGAAUUUAAUCAAUCUAUGCUCCCCGGACCCAUGGGACCCAUCUCACACAUGGCGGGAUCCCACCCCAUGUCACAAUCACAAUCCAUGCCGCUUCUCCAAAAUUCUGGAUUUCACAAUGCUUUCUCGUCGCCCAGUCUGAUAGAAAACCCCGCUUAUUCUUCUCCAAACACAAUGAUGUGGGAUAAUGGUGCCGAUGCUGCAUAUCGACACAAUUUAUCAGGUUAUCCGGCAGUCACGGAUCAUAUGACAUUGGUAUAA
Sclerotinia sclerotiorum 1980 UF-70 is the source of this 993-nucleotide messenger RNA. RefSeq lists its product with no specific name. Bases 1 to 993 code for a protein of 330 amino acids. The transcript is spliced from 2 exons. NCBI's taxonomy places the organism in Eukaryota, Fungi, Ascomycota, Leotiomycetes, Helotiales, Sclerotiniaceae. The record is from RefSeq and is a predicted model, not a curated record.